GUUUGGACAUGGCGGCUUCCAUGGCAGAAAGCUGUAGAGCGUCCCUGUACUUGGCCCUGAGCUUCCGAACGGCCAGGCUGCGGCUCGCUGCGCUCGCGUCUGACGCCUGCGGUGUCCGCACGGGCCAGAGCCGGUUUCAGAGCACCGGGACUUCUGAGCCCGGUGGGUUCAAGCCGCCGCCGAAACCUGUCAUCGUGGACCGGCGCCGAGAACCGGACGAACAGAGAAGGUUCCUGAGUCCUGAAUUCAUCCCUCCAAGGGGGAGGACAAACCCUCUGAAAUUUCAGAUGGAAAGAAAAGAUAUGCUGGACAGGAGGAAGGUGCUUCACAUCCCCGAGUUCUAUGUUGGAAGCAUACUGCGUGUCACCACAGCUGACCCUUAUGCCAGUGGGAAAACCAGCCAGUUCCUGGGGAUCUACAUUCAGCAAUCAGGACGUGGGCUUGGGGUGACUUUCACUCUCAGGAACAUGAUUGAAGGACAAGGUGGUAAGCAUGUUCUCCUUUUAUGUGUGGAUAUUUGCUUCGAACUGUAUAACUCUGGACUCCAAGAGAUCCAGGUGGUAAAACUAGAGAAGCGGCUGGACGGCAGCCUGCUGUACUUACGCGACGCCCUCCCCGAGUUCAGCACCUUCGAGGUGAACAUAAAGCCCGUUCCCACUGAGUCCUGCCAGGAAGUGCCUCUUAACAAGCUAAAAGUGAAAAUGAAGCCAAAGCCGUGGUCCAAACGCUGGGAACGGCCUUACUUCAACAUUAAAGGAAUCCGAUUUGACCUUGCUUUAACUGAAGAGCAAAUGAAGGAAGCCCAGAAGUGGAGCCAGCCAUGGCUUGAGUUUGACAUGAUGAGAGAAUAUGACACUUCCAAAAUUGAAGCUGCACUGUGGGAAGAAAUCGAAGCAUCAAAGAAGUCCUGAUCCUGGGCCUGGAGGGAUGAGGGCUCAGCAGGUGCACGUGCUUCCUGCUCCGGC
Molecule: messenger RNA, 965 nt
Organism: Acomys russatus (golden spiny mouse)
Lineage: Eukaryota; Metazoa; Chordata; Mammalia; Rodentia; Muridae
Gene: Mrpl19
Product: mitochondrial ribosomal protein L19
Biological process (GO): translation
Cellular component (GO): mitochondrial large ribosomal subunit; ribosome
Molecular function (GO): structural constituent of ribosome
Source: RefSeq, a predicted model, not a curated record